GGCGAUGCACAAAACAGUCGCCAAAUUGAUUGCACACAGCGCGGAACCUAAGCUCUCUCAUAUUUCGAUCUUUACUCCGAUUCGUAAUACGUUCGUUCGUUCGUUCUUUUAUUGGAGAUUGACGAUAAAUUAAAGACAUUUCAUGUAGUUGUUGCGUGCGUGCGUGAAGCAUCAACUACACAGAAAUAAACUAUAAACUAUAUCUACAUUUUUUUUGAGGUUUUAUUUUUGUUGAGAAUGUUGCAAGUGUUGCUGCCAUUGUUGCUGCUGAGCGCCAGCUCAAUUGCUGCCCCAUCACUGCAGUCAGUGCAGUCAGUGCAGUCCGUGCAGACGACGGCGCAGUCAACAGCACAGCAGCGAGCGAGUGAUUUAUAUUACACACCGAUCACAUCGGUGACGGAUGAGACGCGUUACACGACAAAGAAUCCCGAUGUUGAGCUGGUGGCACUGAACAAGGUGAAGCACAGCAAGGGCAAUCUUGUCUUCAGUUCGGGUCAACGCAUCUCGGGCGAUAAAUUGCUGGUGAAUAACUAUGCCGAUGAGAGUUUCACGACUGCUGUCAAUGUUGAGGUCGAGAUGCGUUAUCCUUCGGCAACGGGAACGGGCAGCACUUUGACCUGCAUUGAGAUCUAUGUGGAUUCGUCGGCCAACGAUGCGGAUGCGUAUUUUACGGAAGGCAGCAUUGGCAAGACGGCGGCAGCAAUACUCUUGACAUCGGAUCAGACACGCACUUUUUCGUACGAGGCCUAUUUCUAUGGUUACUAGGCUUAGUCGAGUGCACACACUUCUGCAAUGCAAUGCGAAGAAGCAAAAUAAAACAGCAUCAUCAACUUUGGAA
Molecule: messenger RNA, 838 nt
Organism: Drosophila nasuta
Lineage: Eukaryota; Metazoa; Arthropoda; Insecta; Diptera; Drosophilidae
Exons: 2
Coding region: 238-765 (175 amino acids)
Source: RefSeq, a predicted model, not a curated record